AUGGGGCCGCAGCACGGAGUACCCCAGGGGGUGGAACCGGGGCGGCGGCUGCAGGUGAGCCCCAUCCACGGAACCGUCCUCCGGCCUCAGCCCCGGCGGCCUCCGGCCAGCGGGACCCCCCCGCGCCGCUGGGGAAGCCCUUCCCGGGGGCGGGGCGGCCCCGCCCCUCCGCCCGCCGCCUUUACCCGCCGCGGGGCCGCGGCGCGGGAGAGCGGCUGCCGGAGCGGGGCCGGGCGGAGCGGGGCCGGAACCAAGACUGAGGCCAAGUGGGGCUGCGGGGACUCGAGUGAUGGGCGGGCGGGCUGUGCUGAUCCAGGCGCUGCUAACGGCGGGUACGGACCCACUGGAGGGCUUGGGGCCGGGCACGGGCAGCGCGGCCCCAGCUGGGGCGAGGGUGACGUGUGCUCGGCGGCGGCGGCGGGCGGGCUGGGCCGGGACGACCUGCACAACGAGGUGCUGCACAAGGGCGGCGGCGGGGCGCCCGUCCCGGCCACUGCCCCGCUGCUCGGUGGCAGCCCGGAGAAGGAGGGCGGCGGAGCGGCCUCGGGGGAUGCGCUCAGCGAGCUGCCGAGAGUUGCUUUCUUGUCAAAGCCUCAAGGCCUGGUUACUCCCAAGAAAAAAGGGAACGGGAAUAAAAGAAGAAAAGGCAAAGGCCAGGGGAAGAAGAGAGACCCGUGCCUGAGGAAGUACAAGGAUUUCUGUAUCCACGGCGAAUGCAAAUACAUCCGAGAGCUGGGAGCUCCCUCCUGCAUAUGCCAGCCAGGGUAUCAUGGAGAGAGAUGUCAUGGCCUUUCACUGCCUGUGGAGCACCCCCCCAGUGUGUACGACCACACCACAGCACUGGCUGUUGUUGCUGUCAUCCUGUCCUCCCUGUGUCUCAUCAUCAUUGCAGCCCUGCUGAUGCUCAGGUGUCACAAGAGGGGUGUCUACGAUGUAGAAAACGAAGAGAAAAUCAAGCUGGGCAUCACUGUGAAUCACUGAGGAUGCCAGGUACUGGUGAGGGCUCGGCACUGACGCACUUCUACCUCCCGGGAGAGGCAAGAGCCGCGGAGCCAGCUCAGGCCCAGCUGGAGCCCGCGGGAGCUGCAGGAGCCCCGCUCUGGGGCUGGCGGGGCAGCUGUGGCUGCGCGUGGAGCCCCGGGGCUGCACCAGGGGCCGGGACUGGGGAGAGGCGCUCGCUGGCCGGGAGUGGGGCCCAGGGGCUCCCGCCGGGGCCAGGGGCUCCCACCAGGGCCAGGGGCUCACCAGCUUCCUCUGCUGCAGUGCCAGGAACAAACUGUGAAAGGAGGGGAGAGGGGGCUCGGGCCUUGCUUAGGCACAGGAAAGGUGGGAGGGUAACAGCUAUUUAACAAGAGAUUUUUCAUUUUAAAUUAUAUAUUUAUUUUAGAUAAACUGUACAUAGUAUUUAUAUUUAUUGUAGGUCUGGCCCUGCAUCCUUCACGUAGGUCAAGGUGACAGAGUUAGACUGCCCUUAUUUUUUAAAUGCGAUGUAAUAUUCUAAUAAAUAACACUUUGU
Apus apus (common swift) is the source of this 1516-nucleotide messenger RNA. RefSeq names its product heparin binding EGF like growth factor (gene HBEGF). The coding region runs from base 1 to 981 and encodes 326 amino acids. The record is from RefSeq and is a predicted model, not a curated record. The transcript has 6 exons. NCBI's taxonomy places the organism in Eukaryota, Metazoa, Chordata, Aves, Apodiformes, Apodidae. Gene Ontology annotation, molecular function: heparin binding. Gene Ontology annotation, biological process: positive regulation of cell population proliferation; positive regulation of mitotic nuclear division; epidermal growth factor receptor signaling pathway.